Molecule: messenger RNA, 132 nt
Organism: Nannochloropsis gaditana CCMP526
Exons: 2
Source: RefSeq, a predicted model, not a curated record
AUGGGCACGUCGCGUGAGACUUGUCCCGGAAACUCAGCCCUCGUUACCUUGAUGGCCGCUUCGGCGAUAGACGUGGGAUCGCCUGUGCUCUCAGACAGUAAAAGCAGGCUGAUUGCCGUCCUCCAUUUCACA